Williopsis jadinii is the source of this 2453-nucleotide messenger RNA. Its product is annotated as glycogen synthase. The record is from RefSeq and is a predicted model, not a curated record. Bases 198 to 2249 code for a protein of 683 amino acids. Lineage: Eukaryota; Fungi; Ascomycota; Saccharomycetes; Phaffomycetales; Wickerhamomycetaceae. Gene Ontology annotation, molecular function: alpha-1,4-glucan glucosyltransferase (UDP-glucose donor) activity. The transcript has a single exon. Gene Ontology annotation, biological process: glycogen biosynthetic process. Gene Ontology annotation, cellular component: cytoplasm.
AGCAAAAAAGGACCAAUUAAUCGUGUCUGUCACUUCAAGACACUGUCAUUAUUCACCACACACAUACCCACCAAUCAAUUGUGCCGGAGCGAAAGUCCUUCCUUGCAUAUUUCUUUAAUCCACUUUCUCUCUCCUUUUCUUGCCCACCCCUCUCUUUCUGUCUUUGCAAGUGAAGAUAAAAUAACUCCACCGAGGUAAUGACAAGAGACGUGACUAACCAUUUACUCUUUGAGGUGGCCACAGAGGUGGCCAACCGUGUUGGUGGUAUCUACUCGGUGUUGAAGUCGAAGGCGCCAAUCACAGUGGCCGAAUACAAGGAACGGUAUACCCUCAUCGGUCCCUUGAACUAUGACUCCGCUGCCGUCGAGGUUGAGGAGUUGCAAGUUCAAGAUCCGCAUAUCAAGGCAACUCUGGACUCAAUGGCUUCGAGAGGUAUCAGAUACAUCUACGGCCGUUGGCUUAUCGAAGGUGCUCCUCGUGUGCUUCUGUUCGAUGUCCACUCUGCUCAACACCACUUGGAUGAGUGGAAAACUGACCUCUGGACCAUUGCCGGUAUCCCUGCUCCAAGCGCUGACUUUGAGACUAACGAUGCCAUUUUGCUGGGUUACCUGGUUGCGUGGUUCCUGGGUGAAUUGGUGCAUCACGAUAAACAGCGUGCAGUGAUUGCCCACUUCCACGAAUGGCUCGCAGGUGUCGCUUUGCCGCUUUGUCGUAAGAGACGUAUCGACGUUACCACUGUGUUCACCACCCAUGCUACGCUUUUGGGUCGUUAUCUCUGUGCCGGCUCUGUCGAUUUCUACAAUAACCUGGCCAAUUUCGAUGUUGACGCUGAGGCUGGUAAAAGAGGUAUCUACCACCGUUACUGUAUUGAAAGAGCAGCUGCUCACAGUGCAGACGUCUUCACGACGGUGUCGUUGAUCACAGCUUACGAGUCUGAGCACUUGCUGAAACGUAAGCCUGAUGGUGUCCUGCCAAACGGUUUGAACGUUGUCAAGUUCCAAGCGGUUCACGAGUUCCAGAAUUUGCACGCUGUGAAGAAGGAGAAGAUCAACGAGUUUAUCAAGGGUCACUUUUACGGUCAUUAUGACUUUGACCUGGACAAUACUUUGUACUUCUUCAUUGCCGGUCGUUAUGAGUACAGAAAUAAGGGUGUUGACUUCUUUAUCGAAUCCCUCGCACGUUUGAACUACAAGCUGAAAGAAGCUGGAUCCAAGAUCACAGUAGUGGCGUUCAUCAUCAUGCCUGCAGCCACCAACUCUUACACUGUCGAGACAUUGAAAGGUCAAGCCGUUAUCAAAGCGCUGGAAAACACAGUUAGGGAAGUUCAAAACUCCAUUGGACAUAGACUGUUGGAACACUGCUCUCGCUAUCAACAACAUGGUAAAGAAGUCCCAGAUUUGGACGAUUUAAUCUCCCCAGCAGAUCGUGUUUUGUUGAAACGUCGUAUCUUUGCAUUGAAACGUGACGGUUUGCCACCAAUCGUGACACACAAUAUGAAAGAUGAUGCCAACGAUCCAAUUUUAAACCAGAUUAGAAGGGUUGGUUUGUUCAACAACUCAAACGACAGAGUGAAAAUCAUUUUCCACCCAGAAUUCCUCAAUGCGAACAACCCAAUUUUGCCAUUGGACUACGAUGAGUUUGUCAGAGGUUGUCACUUGGGUGUCUUCCCUUCGUACUACGAGCCUUGGGGAUAUACGCCUGCUGAAUGUACAGUCAUGGGUGUUCCUUCAAUCACUACCAAUUUGUCAGGUUUUGGUGGAUACAUGGAGGAUCUCAUUGAGAAUUCAUCGGACUACGGUAUCUACAUCGUGGAUAGACGUAUGAAGUCUGUCGAUGAAUCCAUUGAUCAAUUGACACAUCAGAUGUUUGAGUUUACGAAAAAGACAAGAAGACAACGUAUUAACCAAAGAAACAGAACUGAGCGUCUCAGUGACCUGUUAGACUGGAAGAGAAUGGGUUUGGAGUACGUCAAGGCCAGAAACCUCGCCUUGCGUAGAGCUUAUCCAAACUUGUUUGAAAAUGGUGCACAGGGUUCUGACUUUGACUCCAAGAUUAAGAUCUCAAGACCAUUAAGUGUUCCGGGAUCGCCAAGAGACCGUAACAACAUCAUGACCCCUGGUGAUUUGGGAUCUUUACAAGAUGCUGCAUUGGGUGAUGACUAUUUCCAUCUUCAAGGCGAUGAAGAGGAUGAGGGACGCUACGGUUAUCCGUUAACCCUCCGUGGUGACUCUGUGCCUGCAAAGGAUUGAUCAUGCUGUACCAUUCUCUGUGCUAAUAAACCGUGUUAUGCCAGCUCGCUUUUUCCGUUCUCUCUCUUCCCUUCUGUAUUAGUUUAAAAUAAGAAUGAUAAACAAAGAAUUAACUAAGAACAGAGGUAGUGAUUUUAGAGGAGCAUGAACGCACUCCUUGUGUGUGUUUGUCUAUUGAGAUGCGACAAGACACAUGAUGAGGAU